AUGCGUGAUUUCCGAGCGGGGAGAGUUCAAAGGCAUGAUUUCCAGGAAGGGGCUCAUCGAGACCACGCGCCGCUACGAGGAGGAGCUAGCUCAGCGCUGCUACGGGGCGGGAGAUGUCUUGCAGAGCGGAGCAGAGCCUGGCCAGCUGCUGAAAGUGUGGAAGUCCUAUUUCCUCUCCCUCUCUUCAUCUCUUCUCUCUUGCAGCUCAUCUUGACUGCGCCAAAACCCAGAGCUGACAGACAGCACUGCAAAUUGGGACUGGUGGAGAUGGAACGCGGUCUGAAUCGAACUCCAACCGCUUCGACAAGCAAGAAGCUGUAG
Symbiodinium sp. CCMP2592 is the source of this 321-nucleotide messenger RNA. NCBI's taxonomy places the organism in Eukaryota, Dinophyceae, Suessiales, Symbiodiniaceae. The record is from the annotation of a GenBank genome assembly.